Fomitopsis serialis is the source of this 1143-nucleotide messenger RNA. RefSeq lists its product as uncharacterized. The transcript is spliced from 2 exons. The record is from RefSeq and is a predicted model, not a curated record. The coding region runs from base 1 to 1143 and encodes 380 amino acids. NCBI's taxonomy places the organism in Eukaryota, Fungi, Basidiomycota, Agaricomycetes, Polyporales, Fomitopsidaceae.
AUGGCCCAGCGGAUGGUAUUCUGCAGCGUUUCGGCUGCUGUUCGUUACCUCGGGGAUGCUCUGCAGACCGCCUUUUGGUUGCUCAAGAAGCCGCUGGGUGGCGUCAUCUUUGUAAUGGCCCUAGCAAUCCUCUGUAAUUAUGUUGCUGGGAAGAUCAGUGGCAUGCUUUCCCCCCUCUGCUUCAUUCCGGCCAUCUCAUCUACCAUGUUCUGCGUCGGUCGUACAUCAUUCUCGCCCAUCAUGGACAAGGCGCCACAAUCAGGGGACCUUGUCAAGUUGAUCGAGCUGCAUGGUGAUUUCGGGAACCUCUUGGACACGAACGUGGACACAGCCAAGAUACGCACGAAACUCAGGCAGUCGGAAGUUGCGACCCACGACCUGGUCGCGCACGUGCGCGCCAGUGACCUGCGCAGCCAUGAUAUACUCGCGGAAGCUUUGAUGCACUUCGUGGAGGAUGCAAAGAGGACAGGAGAUGGAUUAUAUAGACUGAGCACAAGAAUUAGCGGCGCAGUAGAUCGCAUCACGGUCGUGAACAACAAUGCUAUGAACACACUAUCCGCCGUGACGGUGAACGAUAGCCCACCGUCGUGGAUCACUACCGCCUUUUCGUCUCGCUCCGGCACUCAGGAGGCAGUCAUUAUCCGCUCAUACGCAGAUGUGAUGGAAACAUUGGCACAGGAGACAGAGCAGGCGCUUCUCGAGGCAUCUGCCAGCGUUGCAAACCUCGAAAGACUCCAAGAACGCCUUUACAAGAUCCAAGAAAUCUGCGUGAGAGAGGGUCUGUCACAGAGUGAUGCACACUCGAAGCUGCUUUCCGAGAUAUGGUCCAUUCUCGGCGGAAACCGCGAUGCGCUGCGCAAGACUAAGGAGCGUCUUUCCCUCCUUGCGGACGUCGACCACUAUCGGAAGCAGGCUAUUAAUCACGUUGUCUGGACGCGCGACGUGCUCCUGGAGGUGGCAGCGGAUGUGGAGGAGCUGCGGGACCGUGCCGCCGCGCCUCAGAUUGUCGGUGAGCGGGUGCCGGCGUUGCUUUUAAUCCAAAGCAUUGGUCGAAGUAUUGAGAGGCUGAAGGAAGGGCGUCAGAGAGCGGGAGACAAAUUACUGGUGUCGUCCAACGAUCACUACGGCGGCCACAGAGAUUGA